GGCAACUAAUCCUGUCAUAUUGAAAGCAAAUUGUAAAUGUUCUCUCCAGAAAUUGUCCGUCCAUUGCAGCUAAUCGAACACAAACACAUGAAUACAGACACGCUCCUGCUGUACCCAAGCCGAAGACCGGCACAGAGACCUACUACAGUGAGCGCGCGCGCAGACACACACACACACACACACACACACACACACACACACACACACACACACCAGCUUGCGGGUUGGCCAGAGCCUUGGAGUCUCAGAUUCCACUAGGAACUCCAGAGGGAUUGGAAUAAGUGUUGCUCUCCCCACACUAAUUACUACUUCCCCAGGCACUUUAGUGAAGAAAUGAAUCCCGCCCAGCUCGCCGGCACAUCCAGGUCUCGGUUCUAUUUUGGUCUCCAGACUUAUCUUCGUGAAGUCCAGAUCAAGGGAGAAAGCAAGGCGGAGGCUGGCUUUGGACUCUAAGCGGUGCGCAGCUCGCGCCUGAGCGGCCGACCCAGAACCCGCGAAGGGCUCCUUGCUCCAGCUAGCCAAAUCGCAGCCAGGGGUGACCACAGGAGCUAAACCAACAGCAGGGGGAAGAAAAGCGGAAGAAUUGUUCAGGAAUCUGAUCUCAUGGAUUACGUCAGAAACUCUAGGGAGUGAACAAUCCUCAGGACAGAAGAGGUUGCAGGUUGUUAGCAACAUGAGAGCAGGGUCUGGAUCUUACCUGUUCAAGAGUGUAUCUCCAGCGCCCAAUGCCUGGCAUAUAGCUUAAAUGUUGAUUUGGCUACUUGGCUACUGAACACAAAAUGAAUAACUCAACAAACUCCUCUAAUAAUGGCCUGGCAAUCACCAGUCCUUAUAAGACAUUUGAAGUGGUUUUUAUUGUCCUUGUGGCUGGAUCCCUCAGCUUGGUGACUAUUAUUGGAAAUAUCCUGGUCAUGGUUUCCAUUAAAGUCAACCGCCACCUCCAGACAGUCAACAACUACUUUUUGUUCAGUUUGGCCUGUGCUGACCUCAUCAUAGGUGUUUUCUCCAUGAACUUGUACACCCUCUACACUGUGAUCGGCUACUGGCCUCUAGGACCUGUGGUGUGUGACCUUUGGCUAGCCUUGGACUAUGUGGUCAGCAAUGCCUCUGUCAUGAAUCUGCUCAUCAUCAGCUUUGACAGGUACUUCUGUGUCACCAAACCUCUGACCUACCCCGUUAAGCGGACCACGAAAAUGGCAGGGAUGAUGAUCGCAGCCGCUUGGGUCCUGUCCUUUAUCCUCUGGGCUCCGGCCAUUCUCUUCUGGCAGUUCAUUGUAGGGGUGAGAACUGUGGAGGAUGGGGAAUGCUACAUUCAGUUUUUCUCCAAUGCUGCUGUCACCUUUGGUACUGCCAUUGCAGCCUUCUAUCUGCCAGUGAUCAUCAUGACUGUGCUGUAUUGGCAUAUAUCCCGAGCCAGCAAGAGCAGGAUAAAGAAGGAGAAGAAGGAGCCCGUGGCCAACCAAGAUCCAGUUUCUCCAAGUCUGGUGCAAGGAAGAAUAGUGAAGCCAAAUAAUAACAACAUGCCCGGCAAUGACGGUGGCCUGGAGCACAACAAAAUCCAGAAUGGCAAGGCCACCAGAGAUGCUGUGACCGAGAACUGCAUCCAGGGGGAAGAGAAAGAGAGCUCCAACGAUUCCACCUCAGUCAGUGCUGUGGCCUCCAAUAUGAGAGAUGAUGAAAUAACCCAGGAUGAAAACACAGUUUCCACUUCCUUGGGCCAUUCCAAAGAUGAGAACUCGAAGCAAACAUGCAUCAAAAUUGUCACCAAGACCCAAAAAGGUGACUCCUGUACGCCAACUAAUACCACCGUGGAGCUAGUUGGGUCUUCUGGUCAGAACGGAGAAGAAAAACAGAACAUUGUAGCCCGUAAGAUUGUGAAGAUGACCAAGCAGCCUGCAAAGAAGAAGCCUCCUCCUUCCCGGGAAAAGAAAGUGACCAGGACAAUCUUGGCUAUCCUGUUGGCUUUCAUCAUCACCUGGGCCCCAUACAAUGUCAUGGUGCUCAUUAACACCUUCUGUGCACCAUGCAUCCCCAACACAGUGUGGACCAUUGGUUAUUGGCUCUGUUACAUCAACAGUACUAUCAACCCCGCCUGCUAUGCACUGUGUAAUGCCACCUUCAAGAAGACCUUUAAACACCUUCUCAUGUGUCAUUACAAGAACAUAGGUGCAACAAGGUAAAACAACUUUGAAAAGAAGGGAAAUGGUCAGGGGAGCUUGGGAAGCAUUAAGAGGAUAAAAGAGCUCCUACUACUAAAUUCUCUGCCCUUGCACUUUAUGGUCUUAUUAUGGAAUGGAAAAUAAGGAGCUCCACAGUGACCCUCUUUUCAUGCCAUAGCUCCAGUUUGGAAAAAAAAAAACUUUCACCUUAUAAACACUGUCAGUUUAGGAGCAACGAGACAAUAAAAGAGACAUGUUGGAAUUGU
Molecule: messenger RNA, 2425 nt
Organism: Ictidomys tridecemlineatus (thirteen-lined ground squirrel)
Lineage: Eukaryota; Metazoa; Chordata; Mammalia; Rodentia; Sciuridae
Source: RefSeq, a predicted model, not a curated record